Drosophila bipectinata is the source of this 3118-nucleotide messenger RNA. RefSeq names its product Kotsubu (gene Kots). The record is from RefSeq and is a predicted model, not a curated record. Lineage: Eukaryota; Metazoa; Arthropoda; Insecta; Diptera; Drosophilidae.
GUUGAACGUGCUGGAGCGCGAGUGCUUAAAGUUCAAACCUAUUUUCAGUGUAAAGUGCUUUCGACUUAUAACGUUUAUAAUUUUGUAUACGCUCAAGACGCGUACUGUGUGAUUUUCGCUGUUUGUUCGACAUUACUUCAAAAUGACUCCUUGUAAAGAUCCAAACCCUUGUGUGAUUUGUGGGUCUGGGGCCGAGUUGAUGUGCCACCGUUGCGGGGAGCCCUAUUGCAGCGCAGACUGCCAGCAGCAGGAUUGGCAGCGGCACAAGUAUUACUGCACCCCCAUGCCCGCUUUGGUGAAAAUAAACGCAAACGUUAAGAAACCCCUUGAAGAGGUGGAGGAGGUGCAGAAGCCAUUACCGCUCAAGACGCUCGAGUCGAAUGUCCCGAAACCGACAGUCGAAUCCAUGGACAUCAAAAGUCCUGACCAGAGAUCCAAUCUAGAGGUGCCGAAUGAAAAACCGCUCCAAGAGCAGGUGCGCGAGCCUAAUGCCCCGAAACCGACAGUCGAUUCCACGGACAUCAAUAGUGUCAUCGAGAAUGUCGAAAAGAAGCCGGUUUCUGAGCCGUUAUCGAAGGCCUGGCGCGAAGCCUACUUGCCAUCGGGCGAAGACUUCUUUGAAGCCAGGGUGACGUACAUGGAGAAAGAGGGUCCGUUCUGGGUCGUCGAGGCCAGCCAUGUGGAGCGCCUGGAGCGCCUUAUGGACAAUUUGAUGAGACAAAUGAUCCUUAAAAAGCUCGAGCGGGUCGAUAAUGUUGAGAGUGGCUCACUGGUGGCCGUCGUUGUGGACGGCAAGGUCCAUCGCGGACAUGUGGUUGCCGUCAACGGGCAGGAAAAGACGGCCGAAAUCCGGAUGAUUGACAACGGAGCUCUGGUUGCCGUCCAGUUUCAAGACAUUUACAAGGGAAUUCCCAAAAUGUUCGACAUAAAGGCUUUCGCUUUUCGCGUCAAGCAACCAACAACCACGGGCGUUCAGCUCAAUAAAAAUCUAAGCCUUCGAUUCGUUAGUAACAAAAUGGCGGAAGGGUUUUUCAAUGUACAAAUGAAGCCCAAAAUGACCAUACCGCUCAACCUACCCACCGAGCUGCUCAAAGUAACUCCCGAGCUGACCGUCGUUAAAGUCUUUGAAAAAGACAUUUCUAAUUUGAAGUCGGAGACGAUCUUGGUUCAGCUGAAGGCUCUGGACAACAUCAACCAUGAAUUGAACGAAAUUUUGACCAAAAAACCUGUUCAAAAUUUGAACGGACCAUUUCCGGAUGAAAAGUGUACAUUCUUUUUGGCGGCUCGCACCAAGGAUGGCUACCGCCGUGCAUUUCUGCUAGACCAUAUCGAGUUCCCGACACCCACAUUCCUCGUCUACGAGAUGGACGAGGGGAAAGUCACCUUAUGUAGCGAUGUUUGUCGGAUUCCCAGCCAACUGCUGGGUCUGCCCAUGCGAGUGUUUAGCAUCGCGCCCCAAGAACCCAUCUAUAGCAGCCUGAAGGAAGAGGGCAGCGGUGAUGAACUUUCGGUCAAGUUCAAACAAGAGCUUCCUUACGGCAAGGACAGGCUGAGGACUCUGAACGCCAACUUGUUGUCCAAGAACGGGAAAUCCUAUGGCCUCGUGCGUCUGAAUAUUUUCCUUGGUACAGUGGCUGACUUAGGACACAAGUUCUGGCGGCAUCCCAUCAAUAAUACGGACUUGGUUUAUAUCACCCACGUGGUUAGCUACCGUGAGCUUUACAUCAGCUCCAAAGACACCCAGCGGUAUGCCAGUAUUUUCAAAAGUCUGGAAUCUAAAUGCAGCCCGUUUAAGGAAAACACUGAAAUCCCUGUUGGAGGCAUCGUGCUGGUCGUCUGCCCCAAGCUGGGAACCUUCCGUGGAGAGAUAAAAAAUAUAAGUAAGAAUGGCGAGUACGAUGUGGAGAACGUGGAUACAGGUGCCCGUCACACCGUGGACUUCAAAGUGCUGCGUGUGUCAUGCCGCUUCCUGGAGAACUUGCCGGUGAGCCUGAUGCGUGUCAAGUUGAAGACACUUCGCGAUAUUCCGGAGGCAGCCGUACCGCCAAACAGCGGGGCCCCAUCCUUGCUAAAUGCGAUCUGCGCUCAGCAGGAGAUCUUUGUUCUGGACAUGCCCAGCUCCAAUCUAUUGGUUGAUCUAUUGCCCAGGUCCGGUGAUCAGGAGUCUUUGGUGGGCCGAAUCCUGCCCGUUAUGUUUACGCCGGCCAAGAGUGAGGAAACUUCACCUCCAGCCAAGCCUACUCCUUCACCAAGCACGGAACAAGUUUCUCCUCCGGCCGUUUUAUUGGAGCCAGUUUCGUCGGUCAAAUUGCCACCCUCUCCACCAAGCUCUCCUGAUCAAACUUUUUCGGUGGAUGCUCGGCAACUUCUGGAGCUUUCCACAGCCAGUGUUAAGCAGAUUAUGCCUUUUGAACGCUUCUACUACGCCGAUUUGACCAAGCACCUGGUGCCAUUGGGGGAGAAUGUCGAAAUUAUUUGUCUCAAUGCCGUCAACUUGCAGAAAACUGGAUUUAUUACAGCCUGCUUCUUCCUUAACGAAAAAGUGGCCGAAAACUUCCAGAACUUGCUUGCGUUGGUGGCUCACCACGGCACUUGUGUCCAUAACUCGGUCACCACCUACACUCCAGGAAUUGGAGAACUUUGCCUGGCGAUCUAUAGCGGAGAUGAUGGCUGGUAUCGUGGUGUCUGCCUCGAGAACGACAACAAGAUGAUCAAGAUUCUGUACUGCGACUUUGGUAAUAUUGAGACUGUGCCUUUGGAGAAAAUCAAGCCCCUUCCCAACGAUGCACUGCAUCCUGUGUAUGCCACCAAGUGCUUCAUUGAUGAUUUCGAUAAGACCGAGGACUUUACCCCUCUGGAGGAAUAUCUCACCCGUCACGCCCAGAUUAAGUGCCAUGUUCGCAAUGGACCGGAGACCGACACACGUAUCAUAACCAUCCCGAACCUGGACAAUAUCCUGACUAAAGUCGAGACCUAAUUUAAGAAUUUUCAAAAACAUUGACAAGAUUGAUUCCUUUUCGCUACUUUUUGAUACUUAUUAGGUUUAAGUGUACACAGGAUGUGUACUUACCAAAGGCUUUGAAAGCCUUGCCUAUUUUUUUUUUUAUCCAUAUUUCAU